GGCAGUUUAUACUGUUUCAUGGGCAAUCAUUGGGACUUCUGGAAACGCUAAUAAAGCAACCAAUAGAAGCCAGAGAUGUGACUGAGGUGGAGUGAGGGUCAGAAAGAGGAAGAGAGUAUUUGAAGAAAUAUUCAAAAAAGGCAAGAGAAGGACAGAGUGACAGAAAAAAGCAGGGGCAUGAGGACAUUAAAUAGGGUGCUGGAGAGACAUUUAGUUUCAUGCUUUGAUUUAUGAAUGAGAAAAAAGGCCUUAUAGAGUGACUAAAGGGAAGGUUUGUCUGUUGGUAGGAGAAGGAAGUCAGAAUAGAAGUUUUGUGGGGUAGGUUUGUUUAGAACAGAAAUCAAAGACAAACUUUUCUGAGAGGAAGAACAUCUGCAAAUGAAAUGCUGUUUCUGCAACUUCCAUUGCUCCUGGUUCUCCUCCCAGGUGGUGACAGUGAAGAGGGCUUCCAGGAGCCAAUCUCCUUCCAAAUCAUCUGGAUCUCAUCCUUUUACAACCGUUCCUGGGAAGAAGAGGUUUGUUCAGCUUGGUUGGGAGAGUUGCAGACUCACAGACGUGAAGGGAAAUCUGACAUAGUCAUUUACCGGCAGCCUUGGUCCAAGGGCAACUUCAGCAGGGAGGAUCUGAUGGAAUCGGAACAUAUACUUCGUAUGUUUUUCGUUAGAUUUGUUCAGGCGUUUUUCAAUCAUGCCAGUCAAUGGAAGCUUGAAUAUCCCUUUGAUGUACAGAUAGCAGGAGGCUGUGACCUGUACCAUGGUGAAACCUCAGUAGGCUUUGUGAGGAUUGCUUAUCAAGGAUCCGACUUUGCCAGCUUCCAGAAGAAUUCAUGGUUGCCCUCUCCAAAAGGGGGAACUAGAGCUCAGCUUGUCUGCAAACUGUUCAAUUUGUACCAAGGCACCCUGGAAAUAAUACACAAGUUGCUCAGUGACACUUGCCCACGUUUCGUCUUGGGUCUUCUUGAUGCAGGGAAGGCAGAUCUCCAGCGACAAGUAAGACCUGAGGCCUGGCUGUCCUCUGGCCCCAAUCCCAGUCCUGGCCAUCUGAUGCUGGUUUGUCACGUCUCUGGCUUCUACCCAAAACCUAUUUGGGUGAUGUGGAUGCGGGAUGAGCAGGAGCAGCCUGGCACUCAGCAAGGUGACAUCCUGCCCAAUGCGGAUGGGACGUGGUAUCUUCGAGUAACCCUGGAUGUGGCGGCUGGGGAGGCAUCUGGCUUGAGUUGCCGAGUGAAGCACAGCAGCCUAGGAGGCCAGGACAUCAUCCUUUACUGGGCACAGCUCCGUGGGCUGGAUCUUAUUGGCAGUGAUUGUGCCCCUGGUGCUCCUGACAGGUCUUGCAUUUUGGCAUAGGAAGCACUGGAAACACUGUGACCCUUCAAGUGCUCUUCACCGCUUGGAAUGAGAUCCCAGCCACCCAGGAGCUCAGGGAUGUAUCUAAACACAGCACAGUCACUCCAUCUUUUCAAUUCUCCUUGUACAGCUUUAGUUAUUGUUUAUUUUUGCUUAAUGAUCAAUAGUCAACAUAAGCUAAAUGUGAUUUUGCAGGAUUUGUUGUUCUAACCUGCAUUAUGGGACUUGAAAAUUCAAAAUUUAAACUGUCUAUGGCAUGAUGUCCUAGGGACCUUUAUGUCUUCAAAGUCAAGUAGAUUAUCAGGCUUAUAUCAGAUGUCACUUCCUCCAGAGGUCUUCCCUGAUUCACAAGUGGAAGAUGUCUCUGCCUUGACUGAUCUCCCACCACAUUGUAACAGGACUUUGCUAAAGCUACUUCUCACUUUAGACCCUUUCUUACUAUUGUUUAGACUCCCUUUCUCCUAAUUUUUCAACCUUCUGAAGAGCAAAUUCCAAGUGUUUUUACUAUUUGUAUCCUUGGCAAAAUAUCUUACUUGCAUGUAAUAUGCUCUCAGUAAAAUUCUGUGUUAAAUUUAUACAAGUUUUAUAGCCUUUUAAAAAUUAUUUUCCUGCCAUCUUUGUAGCAGUUGAGAUAUUUGCUGCUCGUCCGUUUGAAAGUCUUCUCACCUGGUCAAGAGAUUUGCACUUUCCUUGGGGAUUUCUCUGUGUAUGAGGCAAACGCAAUUUUGCCUCUGACCAUUCUUAUUAUUUAACUAUAGCAACCUAUUGGUGUGAAAAUAUUACUCUAAGUAUUCUAACAGAAAAAGGAGGGAAGAACGUAAGUCUAUGCAAUUCAGGGUGGUUCAAGAACAAGGAACAUAGUUAUCACCUUGGAGCUUAUGAGAAAUAUCGAAUCGUGGACCUCAUCUUAGACUUGCUGAAUCAUAAUCUGCAUUUUAGCAAAAUCAAUAGGGAGGGUCACAGGGGCUUUAACAUUUGAGAAGCCCUGAUAUUGAUGAUGCCUGAGAGAUAGUAGUGGGGAUGUGUCCCUGAGGAGGAAAAAAGAUGGUUGAGAAAAGAGAACCAGAGUGUCAAUCCUCAGAUCAAGGUAAGGAUCUGUAUAGAGAACACAGUCUCGAUAUUCUGGGUAUUGUGUUAGAAUCACUGGAAAUGCCGAUUUAGAGAAAACUGAGCCAUUGCUUCUGGGGAAACACUAGGUAGAUUCCAGUGAGCUUCUGGUCACAACAUUUUUGUCAGUUAAUGAAUACAUAGCCUUAUUUUAUAUGUGUUUAUAUUUAUUUCAAAAUAAGUUAUUUUCUUACUUUUUUCUUUUUUAGGGCCACAGCCAUGGCAUAUGGAAGUUCCCAGGCUAGGGGUCAAAUCUGAGCUGCAGCUGCCAGCCUGUGCCAUAGCCACAGCAACACUGGAUCCGAGCUGUGUCUGUGACCUACACUGAAGCUCAUGGCAACGUCAGAUCUUUAACCCACUGAGCAGAGCCAGGGAUUGAACCUGUAUCCUCAUAGAUAUCAGUCAGGUUCAUUACCACUGAGCCACAAUGGGAACAAAACAAGUUAUAUUCAUGUGCAAUAUUUCUUUAUAAUAAGACACAGCCGAGAAGUGUUUAACCUUUUCUUGACACUGGGUGAUGGGAUCAUAAAUGUCUUUGGCUUUCUACCACACAGCUGUGCUGUCCACUAUCCUUUUAAAGCAAACUGAAACCCCCCCAAAACCCAGCCAUUAUCUCAUGAAUCCACAAGUAUAGCUCCUUUCCUGUUUCUGGAGCAGCUCCACAUACAGAUCAGUGAAUUUCCUUGUCUUUUCCUGGAUCACUGCACUGUUGAUCACCAACAGUGAGCUCACAGCCACAACUGUAUAUCCCACACUUGAACAAACUCAUCUAUACAUAUUUGUUCUCUGUGAGGCCUAUCACAGCCUCCUUGCACAUAGCAACACUAGACAGCACUUCAGCCUUUUGCUUCAGGACCACUUUAAACACCAACAGCACUAAACACUUUGAACUGUUUGUUUAGUGCACUAUUUUCUGUGUUUCUGUGCCCCUGGUGUGCAAAAGCUUUUGAGUUUAAUUAGGUUACAUUUAUUUAAUUUUACUUUUGUUUCCUUUGCCUGAGGAAGAAGAUACAAAAAAACAUUGCUACAAUUUAUGUCAAAUUGUGUUCUACCUAUGCAUUCUUCUAGGAGUUUCAUAGUUUUUGUUCUCACACUUAAAUCGUUAAUACAUUUUGAGUUUAUUUUUGUAUAUGGUGUGAGAAAAUAUCUAAUUUUACUAUUUUUUUAACAAGUAAUUGUUAUUUUCCAGCACCACUUGUUGAAGAGACUUUUUUUUCCUAAUUGUGUAUUCUUGCCUCCUUUGCAGUAGAUUAAUGGAUUAUGGGUUUAUUCCUGGGUUUUCUUUUCUAUUCCAUUCUAUUCCAUUUACCUAUGCGUCCAUUUUUGUGCCAGUGCCACACUGUUUUGGUCACCAUAGCUUUGUAGUAUAGUCUGAAGUCAGGGAGGCUGACACUUCCAACUCUGUUUCUCUUUAUCAAGAUUGAUUUGGCUAUUUGAGAUUUUUCAUCUUCAUACAAAUUUUAAAAUUAUUUGUCCUAGUUUCAUGAAAAGUGCCAUUGGUAUUUUGAUAGAGACUGCAUUGUAUCUGUAGAUUAUCUUAGGUAGUAUGGUCAUUUUAACAGUGUUAUUUUUCCAGUCAAUGAACGUGGUAUAUUUUUCCAUCUGGUUCUGUUGUCUUUAGUUUGCUUCAUCAGAAACAACAUCACAUUUUACAUGAACAUAUAGAAAUAUAAGGAUAACACACUCAUACAUUAGAAUUUGCAGAAGAGAAGGGAAUGGAGAUAAAUUAAUUAAUCAAGUAGUUUACAAAGGAAGUCUGCUCAGACCAAAUGAUAUUCAUGAGUCAUAAGUGGAGGACAAUAAAUAGCAAUCUUCAUUGAAGAUUUCAAAAGCAAAAUAUGACUCAACAAGGCAAUAAUUGGAAAAUAUUCAAUGAUGCUGUAUAGAAUAGAGACUGAAUUGGGAUGAGUUUCAUAAUAGGUGAUAAUUUCUUAGGGAAACACAUAAGAUACAAUAUUGUGUAAAAUAGUUAUAUAUCUAGGAAGAGAAUCAAAAUAUUUGCAACCUCAAAACCCUCUGGCUGAAAAUCAAAGCUUUUGUAAUCUACAAAGGCUACUGAUCGGGAUAAAUCUCUAUAUUCUACCACGAGGUGGCACUAGAGAUUAAAAUAACAUUUCAGCAUCUUACUGAAAUUUUAGAAGUGUUAAGGUCUCCACAUCAUCAAGUUGCUUAAAUCUGCAAGAACUUGUUAGUCCUAAAAAUAAUUGAAAAUUGUCUACAAAAGUGUACAUAAUAUUAAAAAUAUAUCAACAAUAAUAUAAGAAUAGAAUUCAAGGGAAUACAUGGACAGUUAAAUAAGAUGAAACCAAGAAGUGGUAGAUUUAAAAAUAAAACGUCAUGACACCUUAUAGGUAGGCUAUUUAUGGGUCAUGAAUUAUUAGAGGACUACAAGGUGACUCCUACGGGGUCAAUUAUGCAUCCCCAAUGUGUAGAAGAAACAGACAAAUAAGUUGUUCAGGGAAAGUGUCACUAUUCCUGGUCCUGAGACCACAAGGAAAUUUCUCCCAUCAGUUCUCAUAGGAAAGAAACUAUUCAGUGCAGUGAACAAUGUUCUCAGAAUGUUCUUUCAGCAUAUUUUACAAGGUUCAUUGGCCUGUUUAUUUUAAGUGUCUCAAAAAAGGGAGAUCAUGUUAGCUGAAAAUUAAGGACAGGGAAAGUAACUCUACACAAUACGCAGUAUCUGGUCCAUAAGUGCAGCUCUCUGAAGUUCUGGCAAACUCAAUGGUAGACUUUCAUAAUCUUCAGGAAUGAGUAGACUCUAAGUCUUCCAUAAAUAUUUUUUAUUUUGUUUGUUUGUUUUUUAAAACUUUAUUUCCCGGCCUCGUCUAUUUGAUCAAUUCAUCACUUCUGAGCGCCAGCCCCCAUAGGCUCGGCUCCUGGACCUCGGCAUCGCCACCGCCCAUUGGGCCUCGCCGCACAGCGCCCCAAGACAAGGCUUCGCAGGAGAUAAGCUUUUCAUUUCGGGUCGGUCCCGCGGGGCUGGAGUCACAACCCCAUCAAAUAAGACCAAGGCGGCGGGGAGGGACCCGGGCGGGCACACGCCCUCGCCUUGUAUGCACUAUGCGCACUCACAUUCACGCGUCCAUUCACACAUUUGGCCCGCAUGUGCCUUCCACGCAACACCUCAUCACGACACACUCCAACCUCACCCCUGGCCGCUCUCCCUCCGGUAAAUAUUUUUUAUCUUGGAUGAAUUUGAAUUUUUUUUUUUAGUAGCAAAGACCUUUGGUUGUGUACUCUUACAUAGGCUUUAUGUAAGACGGUUUUCAUUAUCUGUUAGAUGAAGAGCAGCAACUUUAAUACUCACUGGAGCUGUAAGUGAAAUUUGCAAUUGGAAAUUUCUAGUAGCUUUUUGAGAUCUACUCAAAUGUUACUGUUUGAAAUGUCAGGUUUGCUCCCAGUACCUAUCUUUAGUGAGGACUAAGAUUCUUCUUGAGAUAUACUCUAAUUUAUUCUAAUACAGAAGCACUUGUUAGCCUCCCUACAAUUCCUUGCAUCCCCAUAUGCAGAACCAACUCCACUUUAGAGAGAAGGCCAGAUAUGACUUCAGAAAGGGAAUUAUUUAAAAGUGAGAAUGAGCUCUAAUGUGGUUAUAAAGUGUCCUGAGACAAACACCCAAGGUCUUUGAACAAUGUUAUUUCCAGGGGACCUAUUCAAUUUAUCAACUAUACAUUUGUGUACUUAGAUGAAUUGCCAAGUGGAGUUAUAUGACAGAGACUACUGGGUGUCUCCCAGAAUCUACUUUGCACUUUCUCUAGAAGAAACCAACUCCUUAAUAAUUAGCUGGGAAGAAUAAAAGCUACAUCUCUUAGGGACUCUUCUAGUUGGUUGUGGUUAUGUGACUGCAGUCUGAUGAAUGCUGCGCACAGCUUCUGCAAAGUGGAUCUAAGCAGCGGGGGUGAGAGUGCUCAGCUUCUUCCUUUCUCCUUAUCGUUGAUUAAACGAUGCAUUUGAUGGAAAAAAUCUCUGGCAACCAUCACAGAGAACAGGAUGACCUUUGGAAAAAGGACAGAGCAUGGUUAAGACCAAACGAAAACAAAGCAAAACAAAAAUACAAAAAUACAAAAAAAAAAAAAAAUCCCCAAAGAAAAGAGGAAAUCAGAACCAAGUCCCUGACGUGAUGAAAUGCAAUAAUAACCCUGAAUUGGAGUUCCCGUCGUGGCUCAGUGGUUAAGGAAUCCAGCUAGGAACCAUGAGGUUGCAGGUUUGAUCCCUGGCCUUGCUCAGUGGGUUGAGGAUCCGGUGUUGCUGUGAGCUGUGGUGUAGGUCGCAGAGGGGGCUCGGAUCCUAUGUUGCUGUGUCUCUGGCAUAGGCUGGCGGCUACAGCUCCGAUUAGACCCCUAGCCUGGGAAACUCCAUAUGCCAUGGGAGCGGCCCUAGAAAAGGCAGAGACAAAAAUAAUAAAAGUAAUAAUAAUAGUAAUAAUAAUAAUAAUAAUAACCCUGAAUUGCCUACUUCUAGUCUUUACACAUGAGAGAGAAACAUAACUAUAUCUUUUUAAAGAUAUUGUUCGUGUGAAUUUUCUGUCACUUGAAGUCAAACUCCGUUUUAACUUACCUAGGAUAUUAGCUUAAUCUCAAUUUAAGGUUGAUAUGUAAUGUUUAAGGUUGGUUUAUGUAACGUUUACCUGUAGCUCUUACUUUUUUAAUUGUUUUGACCUAUAUGGAUUAUUGAUUUUUUGCUAAGGCUCAGUUAAAAUUUUGACAAUAACACCCAUGUUAUCUGUAUUUAAGUUCUUUUUAUCUGUAAAUUUUAUAAGGCAAGGGAGAAAAUGCAGCUGGCCACUCCAAAAUUGAUAGGAAAAGAAACAUGUUAGAAAUCAGAGUGAACUGGGAAAAUGGUAGCGUAAAAUAUUUCAUAAUUCACCUUACUGUGAUAAAUUCAAAGUAGAAAAAGGAAGUUUUUUACAUUGACUCUAGAAAAGAUCUAUAACUUAAAACAAAAACCAAGGAAGAUCUAUAAAUUAUAAACAAGGUUAGAAUAAUUUUUUAGCAUACAUUUUCACUUAUUUUGAAUAAGAUAGAAGGUUAAUGUCUAUAGUUUAGGAGAAUAAGUUCAAUUCAGGAGAGAACUAACAAAAGCUUCUGGAGCCCUUUGUUAUAACUAUGGAGGGAAAAAUAUUGUAGAAAUGGAGAAUAAAAUAAUGUGUGAGAAGGCUUUGAGUUUAGAAAUUAGAGUAUGACCACAUGAGUCUUUGACCAUUUUUUUGUAGUUGCCCAUAUGAUUCAAUAUGGCAGGUUUUUUUUUUUUUUCUUCUAAUUUUUCUUCCCUUUGUUUUUUAAGUUACCAUUUUUGUGGAUGUGUGGUUGAUUUACAAUAUGAUAUAAUUUCAGAUGUGUAACAUAGUAAUUCAGUGUUUUUACAGAUUGUACUGCAUUUAAAGUUAUUAUUAAAAAAUGGCCACAUUUCUCCGA
Molecule: messenger RNA, 7867 nt
Organism: Sus scrofa (pig)
Lineage: Eukaryota; Metazoa; Chordata; Mammalia; Artiodactyla; Suidae
Source: RefSeq, a predicted model, not a curated record